CGGGUACAGGAGGAGGGAGGUGGAUAAAAGGCAGGCGCUGCAGGCCCUUGGGACAUUGACAGCAGCCCAGGACCAGGAAGGAGGAUGAGGAGACCUCUGCUGCUGCUGUUGGCCUCUCUGGCCUUUGCUUCCCUGAAUUCUAUGGCAGAUGGAGCUGAAAUGAAGGUCUUGUCUGCUCCCAACUUGCUGAGGGUUGGAACACCAGAAAACAUCUUUGUGGAGUGUCUUGACUGUUCCGGUGGAAACAUUCAGGUUGAAAUCAGUGUGAUGAACCAUCCAACCAAAAACAAAAGGCUGGAUACCACAUCAGUGACGCUUACCAGUGGUAAAUACUUUCAGGAGCUCGCACAAGUAACGAUCCCUCCUGGAGACUUCAGUAAAGAUCCCAGCGUGAAGCAGUAUGUUUACCUGCAAGCUAAGUUCCCUGACCGUGUGCUGGAGAAAAUCGUCUUAGUGACUUUCCAGUCUGGGUACAUCUUCAUACAGACCGACAAGACCCUCUACACGCCAAACACUAAAGUCCAUUACAGGAUGUUUGCUCUGACGCCCGGGAUGGAGCCUGUAGAGAGGGCUGAUGCUUCUAUUAGCAUUGAAGUUGUGACCCCCGAGGAAAUAAUUUUACCAGUUGAUCCAGUAUUUUUGAAAUCAGGAAUCCACACUGGAGACUACCAACUACCUGAAAUUGUUAGUCCUGGACUGUGGAAGAUAGUGGCAAAGUUCACCAGCAACCCACAGCAGAGCUUUUCUGCAGAGUUUGAGGUCAAAGAAUAUGUGCUUCCCAGUUUUGAGAUAAAACUGACAACACUUGUCCCCUUCUUCUACGUGGACAGCGAAGACCUCACUGUCAGCAUCCAAGCUACCUAUCUGUUCGGUAAGGAGGUGGAUGGAACAGCCUAUGUGGUAUUUGGGAUAAUUGAUGAGGGUCAGAAGAAGAGCAUGUCUAGCUCUCUUCAGAGAGUGUCGAUUCAGGAAGGUAAAGGAGAGGCCACACUGAAGAAGGAGCACAUCACACAAACCUUCGGAGACAUCCUCCCCCUUGUGGGGAGCUCCAUAUUUGUAUCUGUCAGUGUGCUGACAGAGAGCGAUAGUGAACUGGUGGAAGCAGAGUUGAGAGGUAUCCAGAUCGUCACAUCACCUUACCGCAUCGUCUUCAAAAAAACUCCCAAAUAUUUCAAACCAGGAAUGUCCUUCGAUGUUGCGGUUGAAGUUUUGAAUCCAGAUGACACUCCAGCUAAAAAUGUUCCAGUGGUGGUCAGUCCAGGUGAAGUGCAGGGCAGUACUGCAAGCAAUGGCUUGGCAAGGCUUACCAUCAAUACAGUGGCAAACAAUCAACCACUGGAAAUCACUGCAAGGACUAAUGCUGCUAUUCCAGGUGAUAGACAAGCAACUGCCUCCAUGGUAGCUACUGCUCACAAAAGCACCAGUUUCAUCCACAUUGGUGUGGAUGCAGCUGAGUUGGAAUUAGGAGCAAACAUGAAAGUCAAUCUCAACCUCAACAGUCAAUUAAAUGCACAUACUGACAUCACAUACCUGAUCUUAAGCAGAGGUCAGCUGGUGCGUCAUGGACGCCACAGGACACAAGGCCAAGUACUGAUUUCCCUGACGAUUGUCGUGACCAAAGACAUGCUGCCAUCUUUCCGCAUCAUUGCUUACUUACAUCCAAAUCCUAAUCAAGUGGUGGCAGACUCCUUGUGGGUGGAUGUAAAGGACACGUGCAUGGGAAAGCUGAAGCUGGAACCAACAAGGCUUGUUCCAUCCUAUGAACCUCGUAAGAUGUUUGGCCUGAAAGUGACAGGAGAUCCAGGGGCCCAAGUGGGACUGGUGGCCGUUGACAAAGGCGUCUACGUCCUCAACAACAAGCACCGCCUCACCCAGAAAAAGGUGUGGGACAUAGUAGAGAAGUAUGACACAGGAUGUACACCAGGUGGAGGGAAGGACAGUAUGAGUGUGUUCUUCGAUGCUGGGCUGGUGUUUGAGACAAGUGCUGGUUCUGGGACUCCCUACAGACAAGAGCCGAAAUGUCCUGCCCCCAGCAGGCGGAAGCGAGCCACUACUUUAAUGGAGGUCACAACCACUUUAGUGAGCAAAUAUAAAGAUGACAAACUACAAAAAGAGUGUUGUUUGGAUGGCAUGAAGCCCACCCCAGUUUCAUACAGCUGUGAAGUGCGCUCUGAAUACAUUGUGGAUGGUCAAGCCUGCAUCGAUGCCUUCCUGGACUGCUGCAAACAGAUUGCAAGCCAGCUAGAAUUGAAAAAGGAGGACAGCCUCCAGCUAGCUCGCAGUGAGGAAGAUGACAGCAGUUACUUGGACAGCAACGAUAUUGUUACUCGCACUAAUUUCCCUGAAAGCUGGCUGUGGAUGGAUAUCAAACUGCCUGAUUGUCCUCGACAAACCCCUCAGUGCGAUGCCACAAUAUUUCAGAGAAAUAUUCCUUUGCAAGACUCCAUCACCACCUGGCAGUUCACAGGCAUCAGUCUGUCAAGAACUCAUGGUAUCUGUGUCGGUGAUCCAUUAGAAGUAAUUGUCCGCAAGGACUUCUUUAUUGAUCUCAAGCUGCCUUAUUCUGCCGUCCAAGGAGAGCAGCUAGAAAUUAAAGCAAUCCUCCACAACUACAGCCCUGAUAUUGUCACUGUGCGUGUGGAUCUACUUGAGGAGCAACAUCUGUGCAGUGCUGCCUCUAAACGUAAAAGGUUUCGUCAGGAGGUCACAGUUGGGCCAUCUACCACUCGGUCUGUACCCUUCAUCAUUAUUCCCAUGAAGGAAGGAGAACACAAAAUUGAGGUUAAAGCAGCUGUUAAAGACUCAUCACUCAGUGAUGGAAUCCAGAAGAUGCUGAAGGUGGUGCCUUUAGGUGUCCUGGUUAAACAUCCUCAGACUGUAACUCUAGAUCCCACCACUAAAGGCGUAGGUGGUACACAAGAAGAAAUUCUGAACAGUGCAAUUCCCAAGAGUGAUAUGGUCCCAAACACACCAAGCAGCACUCAGAUCUCAGUGACAGGGAGAGAACAAGUAGCUGCACUGGUGGAGAAUGCUAUUAGUGGACAAUCAAUGGGCAGUCUGAUUAAGCAGCCCGGGGGCUGUGGAGAGCAGACCAUGAUUGGGAUGACCCUGCCCGUCAUUGCAACCAUAUAUUUGGACAAAACCAACCAAUGGGAAACUGUGGGCUUUCAGAAGCGCGAUGAAGCCCUUGCACACAUAAAAACUGGCUACAACAACGAGCUUUCUUAUCGUAAAAAGGAUGGAUCCUUUGCGGUAUGGGCUCAUAUACAAAGCAGCACCUGGCUGACAGCCUAUGUUGCCAAGGUGUUUUCCAUGGCUCAGACUCUGAUUGCAGUGGACACCUCAGUGAUCUGUGGUGCUGUAAAGUUUCUCAUUCUCCAAGCACAGCAACCUGACGGAAUGUUUAAGGAAGUUGGACCAGUGUACCAUGCAGAGAUGAUUGGUGAUGUGCGCGGCACAGAUUCCGAUGCCUCCAUGACGGCCUUCUGCCUGAUUGCCAUGCAGGAGUCACGCACUUUAUGUGUGGAAAAUGUCAAUAGUCUGCCAAGCAGCAUAGACAAAGCAGUGGCCUACCUGGAGAGGCGUCUGCCCAGCCUCACUAACCCCUAUGCCGUUGCCAUGACAUCGUAUGCCCUGGCUAAUGAAGGCAAACUGAACAAGGACAUCCUCUACCCGUUUGCUUCCCAAGACGGAUCCCACUGGCCUGUACCUAAGGGACAUAUUUACGCACUGGAGGCCACAGCAUAUGCUCUUCUAGCUCUGGUCAAGGCCAAGGAGUUUGAAGCAGCCAGACCUGUUGUGCGAUGGUUCACCAGACAACAGAAGGUGGGCGGAGGCUAUGGAUCAACUCAGGCUACUAUUAUGGUGUAUCAGGCUGUAGCAGAGUACUGGGCCAGUGCUCAAGAGCCAGAUUAUAACUUAAAUGUGGACAUCAAAUUGCCAGGCAGGUCAAAGCCUGACAAGUUCAACUUCAACCGAGAAAACCACUAUGCCACAAGAACAUCUAAAGUAAAUGACAUAAACAAGAAUAUAACAGUGGUUGCCAAAGGAACAGGAGAAGCAACAGUGACAAUGGUGUCGCUGUAUUAUGCUAGGCCAAAAGAAAUGUCCAGCCACUGUCAGAAGUUUAACUUGUCUGUGGAGCUCCUCACAGAGAAAGUUAGAGAUGAUGAGACUGUAUACAGGCUGAAAAUAGAGGUUUUAUACAAAGACAAGGAGCGUGAUGCAACCAUGUCAAUCUUGGAUAUUGGCUUGCUAACUGGUUUCACAGUCAACACAAAAGACCUGGACUUACUGUCUAGAGGACGUGCCCGGAUGAUUGCGAAAUAUGAGAUGAACACAGUCCUGUCAGAAAGAGGUUCACUCGUCCUCUACCUGGAUAAAGUUUCUCACAAACGACCAGAGGAGAUCUCUUUUAGGCUCCAUCAGAAAAUGAAAGUGGGCGUUUUACAACCUGCAGCUGUGUCUGUCUAUGAAUACUACAACCAAACGGACUGUGUGAAAUUCUAUCAUCCAGAGAGGCAAGAAGGACAACUACUGACGCUCUGUUUGCAUGGAGAAUGCACCUGUGCAGAAGAGGACUGCACUAUGCAGGCGAAGGAGGGAAUCAGCAAUGAUCUCCGCACAGCCAAGGUUUGUGAGAGUACCGAGACCAGCAAAGUGGAAUUUGUGUACAAAGUGAGACUGGACGAGUUUGUACCUGAAUUGUCCACUGACUCUUACAAAAUGCAUGUAGUGCAGGUCAUCAAAGAGGGUAGGUAUUUAUCAUAUGUAAAUCUUCUAUACUGCUCAAUCAUGAUUCCAGCAGGAAUAUGUCAGCAGUACUGUGUCAAACUACACCCUGAGCUCUCUGUCUUCUCCCAUGUUUUAAUUACAGGAAGUUUUGAUGUUGGCCCUCUGGGUAAAAAGCGCACGUUCCUCAGUUUUCAGCAUUGCAGGGAAUCUCUAGGUCUCAAACAGGGAAAAACCUACCUGGUUAUGGGCUCAUCAAAAGAUAUUCGCAGAGAUGACAAAAAGCAAAGUUAUUACUACAUGUUUGGAGAAGGAACUUGGGUUGAGUACUGGCCUACAACAGAAGAGUGUCAGACGGAUCCCACUUUCCGAACAGUCUGUUUGGGCAUGGAGGAGAUGGUUGAUCAAUAUGAAACUUUUGCAUGUCAGGCAUAAAGAAACUUAAGGAAAAUAAAAAUACUUUUACAUCCAUUGAAA
Molecule: messenger RNA, 5208 nt
Organism: Mugil cephalus (flathead mullet)
Lineage: Eukaryota; Metazoa; Chordata; Actinopteri; Mugiliformes; Mugilidae
Product: complement C3-like
Exons: 42
Coding region: 85-5166 (1693 amino acids)
Cellular component (GO): extracellular region
Molecular function (GO): endopeptidase inhibitor activity; protein binding
Source: RefSeq, a predicted model, not a curated record